Condylura cristata (star-nosed mole) is the source of this 792-nucleotide messenger RNA. RefSeq names its product low density lipoprotein receptor class A domain containing 1 (gene LDLRAD1). Lineage: Eukaryota; Metazoa; Chordata; Mammalia; Eulipotyphla; Talpidae. Gene Ontology annotation, molecular function: protein binding. The record is from RefSeq and is a predicted model, not a curated record. The coding region runs from base 1 to 618 and encodes 205 amino acids. The transcript has 6 exons.
AUGAACAAGAUCUUUCUCCAGAUGGAUAUCAAUGGCAGCGCUACUGCUGGAACAAAAGUCCUACCCAGAGAGGAAGGCUGCAGCCGUCUCUGCUGCUCACGUCAAGGGGCCUGCCUCUCCGCCUCCGUGCUGCUCCUGCUGGCAGCUCUUGCAGCCCUGCUCGCGCUGGUCGCCAUCCUUGGACCCCCACCUCAUGCACCAGGGGCCCAGACCUGCAUGACACUAGCAAACAGGACGGGUUUCUUGUGCCAUGACCGAAGGAGCUGCAUCCCAGCCAGUGGGGUCUGUGAUGGUGUCCGCACCUGUGCCUAUGGUGAGGAUGAGGACGAGGCUUUGUGCCGAGAUGUGCCCCAGGGCCUCCCCAGCUUCCUCGUGGCCCGCUGUGGAGACCCCGCUUCCUGGAUCUAUUCAGACCAAAAGUGUGAUGGGACCAACAACUGUGGGGACUGUUCAGAUGAACGGAGCCCAGUGACGGUGUGUCCACCCUGCAGCCCUGGGUGGUGGCGUUGCCCCUCAAUUGUCUUCGAGUACUGUGACUGUAUCCCGAGGCGCCUCUGCAGGGACCGAGUGCAGCACUGUUCUGACUGGUCUGACGAGUACUCCUGUCCUGGACCCUGAGCGGGUACCCAGGCCAGAGAGGCCGGUUGCAAUGGCACCCGUUGCCUUUCACCUGAAUCUGCGAACACAAGGAUCUGCGAGGGAACACAAAAGGCCUACGAGGUCACCUAGAGGGGCCGAUGUACUGUCGUUGGUGAACAGAACUGCCUCUCCUCCUUUCAGUUGUCCAGCCUC